Molecule: messenger RNA, 3862 nt
Organism: Spea bombifrons (plains spadefoot toad)
Lineage: Eukaryota; Metazoa; Chordata; Amphibia; Anura; Pelobatidae
Gene: ANKRD27
Product: ankyrin repeat domain 27
Exons: 30
Coding region: 353-3742 (1129 amino acids)
Biological process (GO): neuron projection morphogenesis; early endosome to late endosome transport
Cellular component (GO): tubular endosome; plasma membrane; late endosome
Molecular function (GO): SNARE binding; guanyl-nucleotide exchange factor activity
Source: RefSeq, a predicted model, not a curated record
ACAACAAACCCCCCGAAGCCGUGAAUGGGAUUUCCGUGAGAGAGAUCUUCCGUGCUGCCGCCGCUCUAAAGACAUUUCUGACCCCUUCUUUCUCAAGGGGGUCCGCAGGGCCCGAGGAUUUGGAGCUGACCGUUUGAUGACAUCAUCCACGUUUAACCCCCAAUUCAGCCCGAAGGCGAUCGGAGUCCACGUUUGGAGACACUCUCUAGGCUUGGCCGUCUUCCAACCGCGAGGAUUUUUUCGCUCUCCAAUCGCUCUCCAAUUCUGGAGAUUAAGAGAGACGGCAUGAAAUGUAAGAAUUAAACAUGAUUGCUCCCUUGACGUUGAGCGGCUUGCGGAAUUGACGAUCCUUAUGGCUAUGUAUGAUGAGGAUAUCCCGAACAACCCUUUUUAUCUGGCUAUCCAAAAGCAGCGGCCUGAUCUGGUGGAUAGGGUAGCAGAGGCUCACGGCAUUGUCUUGGUCCCGUGUAAGGGAAGCCUGUCCAACGUCACUUACUCCUCGUUUCCAUUCGAUUCGUAUGUUUUAAAACACACAGACGGUGGAUUUCAGACAGAAAAUGGAAAGGCUGUUCUUAUCCAAGGUAACUUGGUUAAACUGGGUGCGGGUUUUGCGUCUCCCCUCUCUGUGCCGAUUCUCUUUGAAGAGACCUUCUACAACGAAAAAGAAGAAAGUUUUAGCGUACUGUGCAUUGCCCGUUCGCUAGAGAAGGACGAGAAUGCCGAAGAACUGCCCCCAGCCUCGGCUCCAUGCACUUUGAAGAACAUAGACGAUGUCAGGGAAUAUUUGGGAAAACACGUCGAGAGAUUCGACAAAAAUAUCUCCUCGUUCCGUGGCACAUUAAAGCUACACGAAAGGAAGAGCCUCCGCCAUUACAUCGACUCUGUCAAUGCUCUGUACACAAAAUGUCUUCAGCAUUUACUGCGGGACUCGCAUCUGAGAGCAAUUGCGAAGCAGGAGGCUCAGAUGAAUUUGAUGAAGCAAGCAGUGGAGAUGUACGUUCACCACGGAAUCUACGAUCUGAUCUUCAAACAAGUCGGGAACAUUGAGGCGAGCGAGGACGCUGCAUUUAACAAGAUUACAAGAAGCCUUCAAGAUCUCCAGCAAAAGGAUAUAGGGGUGAAGACCGAGUUCAGUAUUAACAUCCCGCGUGCGAAGCGUGUUCUGGGCCAGCUGAACAAGUGCACGUCCCCGCAACAGAAGCUGAUCUGCCUGCGGAACGUGGUACAGACCAUCAUGCAUUCUCCGAGUCAGAGAGUAAACAUGGAGAUGAUGUGCGCUGAUGACCUCCUGUCUGUUCUGCUUUACUUGCUUGUAAAAACUGAACUUCCUAACUGGAUGGCGAAUUUGUGUUACAUUAAGAACUUCAGAUUCUGCAGCACUGCAAAGGAUGAGCUGGGAUACUGUCUGACGUCGGUGGAAGCCGCCAUCGAAUAUAUCCGUCAAGGAAACCUAACAGAAACCGCGAACGUCGACAGUAAUGACAAGUCCUUUUUAUGGCAGAGGAUGAAUUUAAUGUCGAGAGUCUCCACUGCUCCCAUCGACUGCCUCUUCAAGCACAUCGCCUCAGGCAACCACGAAGAAGUAGAUGCGUUACUGAGCCAGGGAGACAAUGAAGAAGAGGUUGCUCAAAAAAUGUGUCACCCUCUCUGCUCCUGUGACAAUUGUGAGAAGCUCGUAUCUGGAAGGCUGAAUGAUUCCUCAGUUGUCACUCCGUUCUCCAGAGAUGACAGAGGUUAUACGCCGCUUCAUGUUUCAGCAAUUUGUGGACAAGCUCAGUGUAUUGAUCUGCUGAUAUCUAAAGGUGCCGCUGUCAAUGCCACCGAUUAUCACGGCUCUACGCCACUCCACCUUGCUUGCCAGAAGGGCUAUCAGAAUAUAUCGCUUCUCCUGCUGCACUAUAAGGCAUCUAGAGACAUACAGGACAAUAACGGCAAUACUCCACUGCACGUGGCCUGCACGUACGGCCACGAAGAUUGUGUGAAGGCUUUAGUCUAUUACGAUGUACACUCUUGUAGAAUUGAUUGUGUUAAUGAGAAGGGAGACACAGCUCUUCACAUAGCCGCUCGCUGGGGCUACCAGGGGAUCAUCGAGGUGCUGCUACAGAACGGAGCCGGCGUAGGUAUCCAGAACCGGAGGAAGGAGACUCCGCCGCAGUGUGCUCUGAACGCCAAGAUUUUGUCCAUGAUGGAAAAUGUCCGUAGUGUGAGCGACAAGAGGCAGAGCGUGCCACAGAUCCCGAGCAGAUCUCCGACACGGUCUGCGGACACCAUCAGCCAGGAGUCCUCCAAGUGCAGCCUCUCUUCGCCAUCCCCUGAGGCCAGGCAAGAUGUGAGGGGCAAAUACAGAGAGGUGGACAAGCUUUUAAGAGCUGUCAGUGAUGGCGACUUGGAAAUGGUCCGUUACCUCCUGGAAUGGAUAGAUGAGGAUAUGGACGAUGAGGAAGACGAUGGCCUUUUAGGCAAAAAAGAGUUUUGUCACCCACUCUGCCAGUGCCACAAAUGUGGACCCGUUCAGAAGAAGCUCAAUAAUGUUCCGCCGAGUGGGCUUGGUGUCAACGUGGCGAGUCGAGACGGCUUUACACCGCUCCACGUCGCUGCCAUGCAGGGCCACUCGCUUUUAGUGUCUCUCCUGUUGAAGCACGGAGCCAACGUCGACGCCAAGAAUGGGAAUCGAGCGCUUCCUCUGCACCUGGCCUGCUUCAAAGGGCACCCGGAGGUGGUGAAGAUUUUACUUGAAUACAGUACAGGAAAGAAUAAGAAGGAUAUGAGUGGGAAUACGCCGCUGAUAUACGCCUGUAUAGGAGACCAUAUAGACAUAGCGGCUUUCCUGCUAGAGAAUGGGGUCUCUGUGAAUCUCUGCAACGUUAAGGGGAACACAGCCCUGCACGAGGCGGUGAGGAGGAACAGCGAGGCGCUGGUGCAGCUGCUGCUGUUAUACGGCGCGGCGGUGGAGAUUAGGAACAAGCGGCAGUACUCCCCGCUGGACUGCGCGGGGGAGAACUCCAAAAUCCAACAACUCCUGCUGUCUGCGUCCAACAACACGAUCGGCGGAAACGGAACGGCUAGCAGCGAGGAGCACAUCCCUCACGUCCGAAAGAAAUCCACCCACUCCAAUCCAGCAAGUACUGGAGGGAGCCCGACGCCACGGCGAGUAGAGCUUUCCAACGCAAAAUCUUCAACUAUGAAGAAUCCGAUACGGAGAGACAAGAGCAUGCCCAAUUUUGAUGAAGGGCUAAUAAAUCAGCUCUCCAUAAGCCGGUUUGAAGAAGGCGCCGUGAAACAGGGUGGCCGGGAGCAGAACCCUACGAGAGACGUUGAGACAAAGAAGGCGCUGCCCGCCGAUGAGACGAGGUUCACGGUCAGAAGGCACAGUCUGAAUGUUCCCUGCUUAAUAGACAACCAGGACAGCUUCAGCGACACUACAGACACGUUCAACGGGACAGACGUAAGUUCUCCGCUAUCCGAAACCUUCGAUCAGGACUUAGAGCACGAAGCUUGCGUUAGCCACCGGGAGCUUUCGGAGAUGGACCACCAGAAGGAUCCUUCUCUGGUGAUCACUGACAUUACUGAGAACUUACAAGAACUUGCAAAGAUGGCAGACCUGGAGUGUUCAGGAAGCGCGGAGUGCUGUUGUGUGGCUUGCACGCUGGCCAUGGAGUCUUCGUGGUCUCUGAUUGGUUCGUCCAACAACUCCGUGGGCGAGGCCUCGGGCAAUGAUGGCUUCGAUACAAUUGAUCUUUGAUCUCGGGCUCGCUUGGCCAUGCGCUCUAUAGGGCUAGGAUCAUGCGCUCCGGCAGUUUCGUGAGGCGAGGUGCAAUGAAUAGGUUCACGCGUUUCAGCGGCUGUAUAUUGAUUCGAAAAA